AUGUCAAAAAGUAUAUUUAUAUCUACUCUUGUUAAUGGUGAAAAAAUUAACCGAACAUUUUUGAUUUACUCAGAAAGUAAAGGAUCAAUAUUUUAUGCUCCCUGCUAUUUAUUUGGUGGCACUACAUCGUUUGCCACAGUUGGUUUUUCAGAUUGGAAAAAAGGAGAAGAAAAAAUCAAGCGUCAUGAAAAUUCACAACACCACAAAUUGUGUGUAAUGAAUAUGAAAGAAAGAAAAGAAGUAUUAAAUCGAGUUGAUCAAAAGCUAAAGUAUCAAGUAGAAACAGAAAUAAAUUAUUGGAAAAAUGUAUUGACAAGAGUUGUAGCUGUUGUGAAAUCCCUUUCUUCUCGUGGAAUGUCUUUUAGAGGUGAUGAUGACCGUUUUAGAUCUGUUCAUAAUGGGAACUUUAUGAUGAGCUUAGAGCUUAUUGCUCAGUUUGAUCCUUUUUUAGCACAACACAUUGAGAAGUUUGGAAAUUAA
Messenger RNA from Hydra vulgaris (swiftwater hydra), 480 nucleotides. RefSeq lists its product as uncharacterized. The record is from RefSeq and is a predicted model, not a curated record. NCBI's taxonomy places the organism in Eukaryota, Metazoa, Cnidaria, Hydrozoa, Anthoathecata, Hydridae.